Molecule: messenger RNA, 2761 nt
Organism: Cucumis melo (muskmelon)
Lineage: Eukaryota; Viridiplantae; Streptophyta; Magnoliopsida; Cucurbitales; Cucurbitaceae
Product: pentatricopeptide repeat-containing protein At3g09650, chloroplastic
Exons: 1
Coding region: 309-2519 (736 amino acids)
Molecular function (GO): protein binding
Source: RefSeq, a predicted model, not a curated record
AAAAGGAAUGAAGUUGAAUAGAUAUUUAUUGAUAGUGUAAUUGUAAAAAAGAGAAGUUUGAAAAUAAUAUCUGGUCAUGGAGUAGGGACGUGAGGUUGAGGACAACACACGCUCAACGUAGUGUGUCCAAAUUCCACACCCAACAAACUCUCUCUCAUGUCCUCACUCCCAUUAUCUCUUCUCUAAAACCCCCCAUUCCCUUUUCUCUUUCCCACUUUUCACAUAAAUCCUCCUCAAUCUUCCACAAACUCCAUUCAUGGAGCAGCCAUGAACUUCCCGCAUUCGCGGUCGCCGUCCCAACCGUCCCCAUGCUCAUCUUCACUGCCAACCUUAACGCACACCUUCCUUUAACCUUUCCCCUUGGGCCCUCUUUACCACUCUUCACCACCAACACCACCACCUCCACCGCCAGCACUGCGACCGUCCGCCCCUUCCUGGUGCACAGCACCGCUCGUCAAACAAGCUCCACCGAUCUCUCUCUCCUGUCCGAUUCGUCGUCCAGUUCCUUAGAACAGAGACUCUUAUUAUUGCUACGCCAGAGGAAAACGGAUGAGGCUUGGAUUGCUUAUACACAAUGUAAUAAUCUGCCAAGCCCUACUUGUCUAAGCCGUUUAGUUUCUCAACUUUCUUACCAAAACACUCCAUCUAGCCUCACUCGAGCUCAGUCUAUACUCACGCGCCUCCGCAACGACAACCAGCUCCACCGUCUCGAUGCCAAUUCCCUCGGUCUCCUUGCCGUCGCCGCUGCCAAGGCUGGACACACUCUUUACGCCUGUUCUGUCAUUAAGUCCAUGCUUCGUUCGGGUUACCUUCCCCACGUAAAAGCAUGGAGCGCCGUUGUUAGCCGCCUCGCCGCUUCGCCGGAUGAUGGCCCUGCAGAAGCAAUCAAGCUAUUCAGUUUAGUGACUCAGCGUCUCCGCCGGUUUGCAGAUCCCACUAUAACGGCCGAUUCGCGGCCGGACACGGCGGCGUAUAACGGUGUGCUCAAUGCCUGCGCCAACAUGGGUGCCUACGAGAAGUUUCUGCAGUUGUUUGAGGAAAUGGAAGAAUUUGGUGCGGAGCCUGAUGUUUUGACUUACAAUGUCAUGAUCAAGCUCUGCGCUAGAGCCAAUAGGAAGGAUCUAAUUGUGUAUGUGUUGGAGACGAUUCUUGCAAAGGAUAUUCCGAUGUGUAUGACGACUUUGCAUUCUGUUGUGGCGGCUUAUGUCGGAUUUGGAGAUUUGGAAACGGCGGAGAAGGUAGUUCAAGCAAUGAGGGAAGGGAAAAGAGAUAUUUGUAGGAUUCUCAGGGAUGGUAUUUUGGAUGAGAUUGAAGAUAUGGAAGAUUUGGAUGAAGAUGAAGAUGAGGUAUUCAAGAAGUUGCUUCCUAAUUUGAAUGAAGAAAUUGAUUCAGAGCCACCAUUGUUACCAAAAGUUUAUUCUCCUAACUCGAGAAUUUAUACGACUCUGAUGAAAGGGUAUAUGAAUGAGGGCCGAGUAGCUGAUACAAUACGAAUGCUCGAGGCAAUGCGCAACCAAGGUGAUAGAUCCAGUCAUCCUGAUCAUGUAUCCUAUACUACUGUAGUUUCAGCUCUAGUUAAGGCAGGGUCGAUGGACCGAGCCCGUCAAGUGCUAGCUGAAAUGACAAGAAUUGGAUGUCCGGCAAAUCGAAUUACCUACAACAUUCUCCUAAAGGGUUAUUGCCGGUUGCUUCAGAUGGACAAGGCCAAGGAGCUGCUUAAAGAGAUGGUUGAUGGAGCAGGCAUUGAACCUGAUGUGGUUUCUUAUAACAUCAUGAUCGACGGAAGCAUACUGGUCGAUGAUAGUGCAGGAGCUCUUGGCUUCUUUAAUGAGAUGCGAUCGAAAGGAAUAGCCCCCACAAAGGUUAGUUAUACCACUCUGAUGAAAGCUUUCGCUCAGUCGGGUCAACCAAAGCUAGCGAGGAAGGUAUUUGAUGAAAUGCUGAAUGAUCCUAGAGUGAAAGUGGAUAUUGUGGCCUGGAAUAUGUUGAUUGAAGGGUAUUGUAGACUAGGAUUGAUAGAAGAAGCAAAGCAAUUAAUUCAAAAAAUGAAAGAGAACGGUUUUUUCCCUGAUGUUUCUACAUACGGCAGUCUCGCCAAUGGAAUUUCUUUAGCUAGAAAACCGGGUGAGGCUCUUUUGCUAUGGAAUGAAGUAAAGGAGAGAUGUGCUGUGAAGAGAGGGUAUAAGUCUGAUUCUUUCUCUCCCCCUCCCUUAAAACCUGAUGAAGGGCUAUUGGAUACUCUAGCUGAUAUAUGUGUCAGGGCAGCUUUCUUUAGGAAGGCUUUAGAAAUCGUGGCUUGUAUGGAAGAGAAUGGAAUACCGCCCAACAAGACAAAAUACAGUAGAAUUUACGUGGAAAUGCAUUCUAGGAUGUUUACCAGUAAACAUGCAUCAAAGGCCAGACAGGACAGAAGGAUUGAGAAAAAGAGAGCAGCCGAGGCUUUCAAGUUUUGGUUGGGAUUACCCAAUUCUUAUUACGGGAGUGAGUGGAGAUGGGAGCCCUUAGAUCGUGAUUAUUAAGGCUGGCUGAUCACUUCAACUGAUUUCUCAUUCACUGUCUUCUACCUCAACCGUUUGGUACGUCACUGUAGUCUGUAAUAGUAUGUUGUCAAGGACUCCAAUAGAAGAUAAGGUGGAAAAGAAAAUACGAAAAAGUGUUCAAAAAAAAAUUAUAGUGCAUAUUUGAUUUUGUAAAAAAAUUCUGAGGGAAGAUAAAUACAUUGAACUGCAUAAUGCUAAAGAAAGAAAGUUCUUCUAAUGUA